Chinchilla lanigera (long-tailed chinchilla) is the source of this 1280-nucleotide messenger RNA. RefSeq names its product NKG2-A/NKG2-B type II integral membrane protein-like. The record is from RefSeq and is a predicted model, not a curated record. Lineage: Eukaryota; Metazoa; Chordata; Mammalia; Rodentia; Chinchillidae. Gene Ontology annotation, biological process: positive regulation of natural killer cell mediated cytotoxicity; stimulatory C-type lectin receptor signaling pathway. The transcript has 6 exons. Bases 16 to 774 code for a protein of 252 amino acids.
CACUCAGCUGCUGAGAUGAGUAACCAGCAAGUCGUGUACUCAGAACUUAAUCUGGCCAAGGAUCCAAAGAAACAGCAAAGGAAACCUAAGGCUUCCAAAAGAUCCAUUCCAGUAAAUCAGCAGGAAAUAACUUAUGCAGAAUUAAUCCUUCAGAACGCUUCUCAGGAGCAUCGAGGGAAUGACAAGGACCACAACUGCAAAGAUUUCACAUCACCUCCUGAGAAACUUCUUGCUGGAUUCCUGGGAACCACAUGCCUUAUCUUAACAGUCACAGUGAUAGUGACAGCUGUAACUUUCUCAUAUCAUUGUGGCCGUUGUCCAAAUGAGUGGCUAAUAUUUUCCAACAAUUGUUAUUACUUUGGUGUGGAAAAGAAAACUUGGAAGGAGAGUUUGGUGUCCUGCACAUCUAAGAACUCUAGCCUGCUUAGGGGACUCAGCCUUGUGUGGUGCUGCUGGAGGGCUCCGUUAAUGCAGAGGAGGACUGAGCUUGGAGAGACACUGAUUAUUGCCGGAUUGGGCUCAGGAGCCGGCAGGCCACGGUCUCUGCUGAUGAUAGAUAAAUUUAUAAAUUCUCUCUCACGUCCAUCUUGGAUUGGCAUCUCCCGUUCCAGCAGAGAUCAUCCUUGGAUGUUGGUAAAUGGCUCAAUGUCCAAUCUACAGAUAAAGAACUCGUCUGGUGAAUCCAACUGUGUAUGGUUAUCUUUAUCUCAUUUUAUUGCUGGAAACUGUGGAUCAUUAUACAUGUAUACUUGUAAAUGUAAAUUUUUGAAUUAAUAUACCUGAAUUUGGAAACUGUGAGGUAAUUUUCUAUUUCAUAAAAUGUAAUAAUAUUAUGAUUAUACAGGGCUUAAAUUGAUGAGUUCUACUAACAGACUUAUUUUUGAAAAACUACUGUUGAAAUAUAUUAGUUAGACUACAAAGGGAGAAUACUGCUUUUGUGGCUACUUCCUUUUGGUCAAGAUUAUAUUUGGGGCAUUCUGCAACUCUUCUAAAAGAUUACACAUGCUACCUGAGUCCAUUUCUGUGAGAUAUCAAAAAGAAGCAAACACACAGACAAUGUGGAUUGGGGGUUUUGAGAGACUAAUAGAGUAAGAGAGCGAUGAACUCAGACAUGACCACUAGUCAGGAUAGCGUUUCCUUUGUGAAUCAUGUAAACGUUAGAAAACUUGAUAGUUGUAACUCUGUGAAUGUACUAAAAACCAUUACAGGACAAAGCUGUGUUAUCCUGUAUACAGCUGUGUUAAUGGAUGAAUUACAUGUUGUGUACAUUAAUUUUAAUA